Messenger RNA from Zeugodacus cucurbitae (melon fly), 1297 nucleotides. It is a transcript of the gene Svip, whose product is annotated as small VCP/p97-interacting protein. The record is from RefSeq and is a predicted model, not a curated record. The transcript has 3 exons. Gene Ontology annotation, biological process: negative regulation of VCP-NPL4-UFD1 AAA ATPase complex assembly; positive regulation of autophagy; negative regulation of retrograde protein transport, ER to cytosol. Bases 102 to 353 code for a protein of 83 amino acids. Gene Ontology annotation, cellular component: endoplasmic reticulum membrane. NCBI's taxonomy places the organism in Eukaryota, Metazoa, Arthropoda, Insecta, Diptera, Tephritidae.
GCUGAUUUAGACGAAUGACAGUACAAAAGAAACUGGUUGUAACAAAAUAUAAAUAUUUGAUACCACAAUAAAGUCGUAAUUCAAUAAAUAAUAUUAACAAAAUGGGUUCUUUGUGCUCAUCAUGUUUUGGAGGCAAUGGGGAAUCAUCCAACUUGAUGCCUUCACCGGAAACUCGACGUCGUCAGCAACUUGAAGCAGCGGAACGACGGCGUGAAGAAAAUGAGCAUAGAGGUAUUAAAAAUCCUGACAGCGUUCGCAGGCAACAACAACGUGCGGAGGAGCUAGCUAGAAGAGAAGAAGAGGCUGCACGAACAGGUGGCGGUGCACCAGCUUUAAAGUGGCAAGCAAAUUAAGUAAAAAUUCCAAAGGGAAAUUCAGGAACUAACAGCUUUAAGCGCGUACCAUUCUAAGUAUUCACAUACGUAAAUUUCUGUUGGUAUCAAAAGUGUUUACAUUUUAAAAGACAUAUUUACACAUAAUUGUUAUACCAAAAAAUUAUUCUAAGAUCAAAAUAUCGAUACGAUAGAACACAUAUGGUUUGUCAAAAUUGUUAAUUAUUGUUUAAACUCUUAUUCAUAAUAAUGUAUUAGCUUUGUUAAUUCUUAGUAUGCGUUCUAAAGUAUUAAUAUCUGUUAAUAUAUACAUAUGUUUAUAAACAUAUAUGUAUAACGUGCUCAUUAUCGAACUUGCACAUUAUUUACGGUUUAUAUGUUACUCGACUUAUUCGGUUAUUUCAUACACAUAUUAAUUGUUAAUUAUUAUUCGUAUAAAUCUUAAAAGAUAAUGAAACAAUACCAAAAACUAAUCGAGGUAUUUAAUAAAUAUUUGUCUGCAUUGCAUUUUGUAAUUUUGUACCUUUGUAAACAAUUUGUUGUGGAAAUAAUAAAUUAUGAUCUAUAAAUAUUUACUAUUUUAAAUAUUGCCUAUGAGUCAUAACUAAAAACAGUAAGUAGCCAACAGAACAAUAUGAAUAUUCUUAUUAUUGGAAUAAUAAUACAAAUAAUUUGUUGGCACAAUGUUAUGUAUUUAUGUAUGUGUGGGUAAACAAAACAUUUAAGUUCUCCCUUUAAGCCGAGAAUAGUAAUUGUCAAACUUUUAAGUGUCAUCACAUUCUCUGUGCCACAUAUUCUUAAACGUCGUCAUUGUUUUCAUUUCUCGCUUUUACAUUCAGUACUUUACUUUACGCCACCAAUGAAAUUAUGAUUAAGCCAAUUAUACUAUUUUGUUAUUUAUUACUAAUAAGUGUUGAAAUAUCUGGAAAGCGUGUUAUUGUGAAACGUAAGACCACAAAAAGUAC